UCGGAUUAAAUUCCAUAUUUCCACAGCUUCACAAUUCCGUCCGAACAAUCUCAGCAAGGAACCAAGCCAAAAUUUCCUAGAUUUCGACCCCGCUGUCCUUCUUGCGUUCGAACCGUACUUGCUCCCAUCAACUAAAGCAGCUUCAUGGGAAUCACCAAGCGGCCAGGAACACUUGACCAGCAAGUCCCAAUCAUUUCGACAUGUCGAAGCACAAAAAUUCUUUGUUCAAGCCUAAUCCCAGUGUUUGGGACGUAGCUCCUCCAGGCGUGAGUUUGGAACUGGCGAAAUGGUCAGCCGAUCAUUUCCAGCGACACGGCCGGCCUUUGAGACUGGCUAUCGACGCACAUUACUGGCAAGAUCACUUUGAUAAUGAUUUCAAAGUCGACUGGCUACGCAAAAACUCUCGCGAGGUUAAUGCGGUCGAGAAAACAGUCAUGUACCAGAUUAUGACCUUGCUGGAGCUGAGCAUACACCUCAUUUUCGUCUUUGAUGGCCCAGAUCGCUACAACCAGCACGAUCUUGACUCAAAACCAAGCAAGCCAGAAAGUAUAUGUUUGCUCAAAGACCUAUUGAACCAUCUAGGUGUCCCUUUUCAUCAGGCACCCGCGGAAGCAGCACCCGCAUGCGUCAAGCUCCAACAACUGGGUGUUGUCGAUUCGGUUUGGACGAACCACAGCGUGGCUCUCACAUGCGGAUGCCGCGAGAUUGUCUUGUUCAAGGAGCAGCACCGACACUGGAAGGGUGCAGGGAUAAGUGACGAGUCCGUGACCAAGCACGACGCCCUGGCUUUGCUGCAAAAGUGGGAUCUUGACCAGUCGAGCCUCGUUCUAGCGCUCCUGCUCGGAGGAUGCGAAUAUUCAAGAGGCCUUCCGGGAUGGCUCGUCUCAGUUAUAUAUGCGGGGCCGAAAGAUGUCGGUGUAAGUUCGAUAAGAAUUCCGAGUUAGACACCGCGCCGAAGAUGGUUAGAUUGCGACGAUAGGUCUCAACUACCGAAAUCAAAAGGGGAUAUAGGAGGGCAAUCUCGUGCUCAUGCUCCAAU
Neurospora tetraspora is the source of this 1039-nucleotide messenger RNA. RefSeq names its product PIN domain-like protein. The record is from RefSeq and is a predicted model, not a curated record. Lineage: Eukaryota; Fungi; Ascomycota; Sordariomycetes; Sordariales; Sordariaceae. The coding region runs from base 201 to 944 and encodes 247 amino acids. Gene Ontology annotation, molecular function: 5'-flap endonuclease activity. The transcript has 3 exons.